CAACUUAAUUAACUGACCGAUUAUUUAACCAACAAUGGAGAAACGUGAAUCUCUAGUCCUAAAGCCUUUGAACUCUCUUGGAGCUUCUUCCCUAGAAUCAACAUUGUCCAGUGAAUCAUCUCGAUCACCUAAGCAAACCUUUCCUAGCUCAAUCAAAAAGCUGCCAGAAUGGUUACUGGAUUAUGCCAAUCAACAAGGUACAGAUCAAAAUAACAAUGAAAACCAUCAACUAUACCGUUCCAAUCAUUCAACCGAAGCCCAAAGCGAUGGUAAACAGGUGCAGAAAAAUAUUUGCCAAAUGCGACCAUUAACUGAAAAUUCUGGCCUCGGAAGACCGUUGUGGUUUCAAGAGUUACUCCAAGCUCGACGUCAUUCUGAAGUUUUGUUGCCAUCAUCUUUUGAAGAAGAGGACAUGGCUUAUCGUUUAAGCUCAAUGGAAAUGGAUCAUGAUUUAGGAAACUCAUCCGAUAAUGUUGACAUCAUCAUGAUUUUAGAUGAUGAAAAUGACGAAAAGUUGUCGCCAAUUCCCACAAACACCAAGAUAGGAGAUAAGGAGUUAAAAGUUUCACCAACACUUUCCUCAUCGUCACCAUCUUCACGAAGAAGCUCUCUUCAACUAUUAAUUGAACCACGUAAACCUCGAAGUUUGUCUCAAUUUUUUAAUUGCAAUGAUUUCAAGUUGGAAUCCAAAGAGAUAGACGACAUUUUCAACACUGACCACAGCAAACCAGCGUUUUAUAGUGAUAAAUUUGAUAAAAAAGGUUGUAGCGAUAAUAGUGAUUUACUCCUCACAGAUCUUAAUGGUUUGCAGUCCAGCGAUGAAGACUGUGAUCUUGAAGAAGCGACAAUUUUCAAGAGGAAAGACAGAGGUCACAGAGAUUCUUAUACUGCCGCCGAUAUCGAUUUAGUUAGUCUUGACGAGCCAGAAAUGGAAACUGAUUUUAUAAUUCCUGAAUUGCCAGAAGGUCGGGAAUUGGUACUUGAUAUUAAAUCUAAUUGGGGCGAUGAAGACUAUGUUGGCUUCAAUGGCAUUGAAAUUUUUGAUCUUAAAACUAGUAGUCAUCCGACAAUUGAAAAGAUAACCUGUGAAACUAAUUCAAAAAGUGAUGCCAAAAAAUUGAUUGACGGAGUUUAUAGAACCCACGAUGACAGUCACAUUUGGAUGACAGAUUAUUCACCUUUUAAUGUUACUCGAUUAGUAAUUCGCUUUCAGGAGAAAAUUUCUAUUGUCCUAAUUCGUCUCUGGAAUUACAAUAAAUCAAGAAUCUAUUCGUAUCGAGGAAUCCGAUAUGUGACGAUGAAUUUAGAUGGUGUGGUGAUUUUUAAAGGUGAAAUUGCCAAAGCGAUUGGAGAAUUGGUUGGACCACCAGAGCGAUUUGGAGAUACAAUACUUUUUACUACUGAUGAAGCGAUCUUGGAAGAAGUUGCUAACAAUGAUUUAUCUUUUCAGGAAUUAUUGAAUCAAAAUAUUUAAAUUAGUCAAAGCGAGUUUUUAAUCAAAUAAGCAGGUAUUAAUUUUUUGACAUUUUGUCAAUAAUCACAAUAAAGAUUGAUUACACAUUAGAUAAAUUAACCUUUAAAUUAAUUCAACGGCACUUGUGUA
Molecule: messenger RNA, 1603 nt
Organism: Tetranychus urticae (two-spotted spider mite)
Lineage: Eukaryota; Metazoa; Arthropoda; Arachnida; Trombidiformes; Tetranychidae
Source: RefSeq, a predicted model, not a curated record